CAUACCAUGGCCUUUGAUAAAGUAGCCACCUGGGAUAAGAGUGCACUGGCUAGAACGAGAAAUCCCAAUGGGUCCACCUACAGGGAUUGAUUCCAGACUGACCACACACCAGGCGAGUGCUUUACGACUGGACUACAUCCCGUCCCUCAAUUCAGUACAAGACCUAACCAACAUGUAAGUGUCUGUAUGAAAUUGUCUGAAGCAACAGGAUGCAGUCCACUCCAACAGGAUGCAGUCCACUCCAACAGGAUGCAGUCCACUCCAACAGGAUGCAGUCCACUCCAACAGGAUGCAGUCCACUCCAACAGGAUGCAGUCCACUCCAACAGGAUCCAGUCCACUCCAACAGGAGGCAGUCCACUCCAACAGGAUCCAGUCCAGAUCCAGUCCACUCCAACAUGAUCCAGUCCACUCCAACAGGAGGCAGUCCACUCCAACAGGAUCCAGUCCAGAUCCAGUCCACUCCAACAGGAUCCAGUCCACUCCAACAGGAUGCAGUCCACUCCAACAGGAUGCAGUCCACUCCAACAGGAUGCAGUCCACUCCAACAGGAUGCAGUCCACUCCAACAAGUACCUCAUUACUUAG
This is a messenger RNA of Gigantopelta aegis, 586 nucleotides long. Its product is annotated as actin cytoskeleton-regulatory complex protein PAN1-like. NCBI's taxonomy places the organism in Eukaryota, Metazoa, Mollusca, Gastropoda, Neomphalida, Peltospiridae. The transcript is spliced from 2 exons. The record is from RefSeq and is a predicted model, not a curated record. The coding region runs from base 230 to 586 and encodes 118 amino acids.